Messenger RNA from Acaulospora colombiana, 150 nucleotides. The record is from the annotation of a GenBank genome assembly. NCBI's taxonomy places the organism in Eukaryota, Fungi, Glomeromycota, Glomeromycetes, Diversisporales, Acaulosporaceae.
CCGGUGCCUUUCCUCUGUAAGCCAAUAGAUAACCAUCUAUCGCCAAGUCAAUCCGUAACUGCAGCUCCACAGAACCGUCGACUAUUUGUUGAAAAUGGCGACAUAUCUAGGAGAAGCAACGAUGUUGAAGGAUUAGAACCUCUCUUAUAG